CCUCUUAUUUACUAUAGGACUCUCUGGACCAAUGGGAAGCGUCGUGCCCUAGCUCCGCCUCCUGCGCGUUGUUCAGAUGUUGCUAGCCCUAAACAUGGCGGCGCUGAGGAUUGUGACAAGUACUGGAAGCCGGGCGGCUAAGUGCAUUUUGCGAUGGGAUCGGCGCAGUGUGCAGUCACAGAGCAGAUCGGUUGCACAUUUUACCUUCCUGCCGGACCCCGAGCCCACCGAAUAUGGAUCAACUCAGAAAAUGAACCUUUUCCAGGCUGUACAAAGUGCAUUGGAUAAUACACUAUCGAAGGAUCCAACUGCAGUCAUAUUUGGAGAGGAUGUUGCCUUUGGAGGUGUCUUCCGAUGUACCGUUGGACUGCGAGAUAAAUAUGGUAAAGACAGAGUUUUCAACACCCCCUUGUGUGAGCAGGGAAUUGUUGGAUUUGGCAUUGGAGUUGCAGUUGCUGGUGCUACCUCUAUUGCCGAGAUCCAGUUUGCUGACUACAUCUAUCCAGCAUUUGAUCAGAUUGUUAAUGAAGCAGCAAAAUACCGAUACCGAUCUGGGGACCUUUUCAACUGUGGAAGCCUCACCAUUAGAGCACCAUGGGGGUGUGUUGGCCAUGGUGCACUUUAUCAUUCCCAAAGUCCUGAAGCCUUUUUUGCCCACAGUCCCGGUAUAAAGGUGGUCAUACCUAGAAGUCCAAUCCAAGCGAAGGGCUUGCUGCUAUCCUGCAUUGAAGAUAAAGACCCAUGUAUUUUCUUUGAGCCCAAAAUACUGUACAGAGCUGCAGUUGAGCAAGUUCCUGUGGAUUCAUAUACCAUCCCUUUAUCCCAGGCUGAGGUGAUUCAGGAAGGAAGUGAUGUUACUCUAUUAUCUUGGGGUACCCAGGUUCAUGUUAUUCGUGAAGUUGCAUCUAUGGCCCAAGAAAAACUUGGCUUGUCCUGUGAAGUGAUUGACUUAAGAACUAUUUUGCCAUGGGAUAUUGAAACCGUCUGUAAGUCUGUGGCUAAGACAGGCCGGUUACUCAUCAGUCACGAGGCUCCACUAACUGGAGGCUUUGCGUCUGAGAUUAGUUCUACAGUACAAGAGGAAUGCUUCUUGAAUCUCGAAGCUCCAAUAGCCAGAGUAUGCGGCUAUGACACGCCGUUUCCUCACAUCUUUGAACCCUUCUAUAUCCCUGAUAAAUGGAAAUGCUUUGAUGCCCUGCGAAAAAUGAUUAACUUCUGAGCAGAGCAAUACGGUUUAUAAGGAUGAAUUUAUUGAGAGUGUUCUUGCAAGUCGCUCAUCAUGAACAGUUUAUUGGAUAAUAUGCUGGAGUUCACAGUACUGGAACCAUGAAUUUCCAGUGCCUAAAAAAGAAUAGACUUUCCGAUUCAACAUAAAAAGAAUUAGUCACUACAAAAACAUUUGUGUUUUAUAUUAUGCUCCACUCACUCCACUAAGUGAUAUUUAGAAGAAUAAAAUUUAUUGGUUAUUUAAUAUUUGUUAA
Hyla sarda is the source of this 1481-nucleotide messenger RNA. RefSeq names its product branched chain keto acid dehydrogenase E1 subunit beta (gene BCKDHB). The record is from RefSeq and is a predicted model, not a curated record. The transcript is spliced from 11 exons. Gene Ontology annotation, molecular function: catalytic activity. Lineage: Eukaryota; Metazoa; Chordata; Amphibia; Anura; Hylidae. Bases 77 to 1219 code for a protein of 380 amino acids. Gene Ontology annotation, biological process: branched-chain amino acid catabolic process; response to nutrient.